Molecule: messenger RNA, 1280 nt
Organism: Sardina pilchardus (European sardine)
Lineage: Eukaryota; Metazoa; Chordata; Actinopteri; Clupeiformes; Clupeidae
Gene: ppifb
Product: peptidylprolyl isomerase Fb
Exons: 6
Coding region: 120-686 (188 amino acids)
Biological process (GO): protein folding; protein peptidyl-prolyl isomerization; cellular response to hydrogen peroxide
Cellular component (GO): mitochondrion
Molecular function (GO): peptidyl-prolyl cis-trans isomerase activity
Source: RefSeq, a predicted model, not a curated record
AUGCCCGAAAGAGACACACGUGACUUUUAUUUCGGUUUUGUAACGCCUGUGAAGUUGACGAGGCUGCCCAGCCGACAUUCAUUCAGACUCAGUUAAGAGACGUUUUCCACGAUAUCACAAUGCUUAUUCCAAAUGGACGGUUCCGAAUUUGUACAUUGGCGUUCACCGCCGCUAGGAUGUUUACGACUGGUCCAAACCCAGUCGUUUACUUUGACAUCGCUGCAGACAACCAACCUAUGGGAAGAGUAACCUUUGAGUUGCGAGCUGACGUGGUGCCAAAAACAGCAGAAAACUUCCGUGCCCUGUGCACAGGAGAGAAGGGAUACGGUUACAAAGGAUCAAUAUUCCACCGGGUCAUCCCUCAGUUCAUGUGCCAGGGAGGAGACUUCACCAACCACAAUGGAACCGGUGGCAAGUCCAUAUAUGGGAGGACAUUCCCAGAUGAGAACUUCAAGCUGACGCAUACUGGUGCAGGGAUCUUAUCCAUGGCCAACUCAGGGCCCCACACCAACGGCUCUCAAUUCUUCAUCUGCACGGCCAAGACGGAGUGGCUGGAUGGCAGGCAUGUUGUGUUUGGCAGCGUGAAGGAGGGCAUCGAGGUGGUGCAGAAGGUGGAGGCCCUGGGCUCGCGCUCCGGGCGCACCGCCAAGCGGAUCACCAUCUCCGACUGCGGCGAGCUCAAGUAGACCCCCGGCGCUCUGGCGAUCCCAGCACCAACCCCCCCCCUCCCUCCCUCCUCCCCGAAACACCUACUGUGAACGUCAAAGAAAUGAGCCCGUUGUGAAGACAAGACUGUCAGGCGGACGAUGGCACGGUGCGGUGUGGUUGGACCGAGGACGUCCAGGCGAGAAUCUUUUUCUUUUUUUUUCUCUCUCUCUCACUUUUCUAAUUUUGUUUAUUAGUCUUUUUUUUUAGUCGACCACGCUGUGCUGAGAGGCUUGUUUGUCCAGAGCCUGAUUUUUGAAAAAAAAAAGGGCAGGGCCAGAGCCAUCUUUUAAAGCUGUGAUUGGUCCGAUUUAAUUUCUGUCUUGAAUCUCCAGGGGGCACUUAAUAGGCGUCUUGGCAUCUCGUCAGGUCAAGGUGAUACUUGUGUGUGUGAGUCGUGAGCAUUUACCUCAUAAGUUCCUCUCAAAAUAAUGUAGAUUUUUUUGUAAAAAGAGCAACCGAAUAGUAUACUGGAAUGUGACGAUGUGAAGUGUGAAUUGCGUGUCUUGAAAUGAGCCUUUUGGGAAACGGCCAUUUCUAAACUGAAAUAAAGUCAUACCAACGGUGCUAGCUUU